Choloepus didactylus (southern two-toed sloth) is the source of this 1413-nucleotide messenger RNA. RefSeq lists its product as uncharacterized. The record is from RefSeq and is a predicted model, not a curated record. NCBI's taxonomy places the organism in Eukaryota, Metazoa, Chordata, Mammalia, Pilosa, Megalonychidae.
GGAAUGGGGACUUACUUUGAGAACCGCGGUGCUGAGCGCAGCAGACAAGAAAUAAAGGCCCGGCUCCGGGCUUCCGUGAGUCCCGCGAAUGCAGUAAUGUCAGCGCUCCAGUCCGAUCAGCGGCGGCGGCCGCAGGGGACGGGGAUGGGCGCGCGUGCGACAGGCGCGGUACGGCUCGGCUCGGCUGCGGGCGCUUGCGUUGCGCUCCGGCUCGGGCCCGGGCUCCGCGCGGCUCCGUUCCUGGCUCCCCUCUGGCUCCUGGCACCAACUCCGGGCAGUCACAUGACGCCGGCGCCGCUCGCUCUGCGAGCCUCCCGAGGCUGGCGGGGUGAGGACACCCUGAAGGCAGAAGUUGUGCAUUUGGUCUCCAUGACCCCAGGCACAGCGGUCAUGGUUAGUCUUACGAGACAUCGUGGCUAAGCUUUAGUACCCGGAUUAAAUAACUACUGAGAUACUAGGUGAUGCUGUGAAGGUAUUUUGUAGAUGUGGUUGGCUUGAAGUAAAGGAGGUUAUUCCUGAUAAUGUGUACAGGACUCAUCCAAUCAGUUGAAGGCCUGAAGAGGAAAAACUGAGGUUUCCUGAAGAAGAAAGUUUGCCUUGAGACUACAGCCUCAACUCCUGCUGAGUUUCCAGCCUGCUGGUCUGCCCUACAAAUUUCAGACUUGAGCCAGUGCCCUGAAAUAAAUUUCCUCCUCUUCAUUCUGCUUCUCUGGACAACCUUGACAGAUACAACAGCCCAGUGCCUGGCCACAGGUGACCCUCAUUACUUGUCUGUUGGGUGGUUAAAGGCUCUGGUACCCACCACCCCCUUAUGGGAUCCACUCACAGGCAGCCUCAUUUUAAAUGCUUUGCAAAUUCCUUUUUUCUGUAAUUAAAAUUAAAUUUUAGAGUCACAAAAUCCCAGCACUUUGGAGCAAGAGAGGACUUAGGAAUUAUUUAGAGGAGUUGUUUUCAAUCAAGAGAUGUGGACUAGUAUAUGUAUGUGAUAGUUUUCAUACUCCAGGGCAAAAUGAGAAAAAUAUGAGCAAGGGAGGGGGUUUCUUUUUUGUCUGGUUAAAUGUAUUCCACUUAAACAAUGCUUUUUUAUUCAGAGUUUAUGUCUCUCUCCUCCUAUCUUAAAGCUAAAAUGACCUUUUCAUUUAUGAAUGAUGUGCUAAUUGACAGUGUAUUUUCUUUAAAAUUUUUUAUUUCCUUAGUAACCCUAUAUUAGCUGGUAGUUCCUUCCUGAUUUGGGUUUUCGUUUAAUUGGUCUAUUAAAUCCAAAAUGUCUGGAAUCCUCAGAAUUGAGACCUGGUGUUCUAGUUUGCUAAUGCUGCCAGAAUGCAAAACACCAGAAAUGGACUGGCUUUUAUAAAAGAGGGUUUACUUGGUUACACAAUUACAGUCUUAAGGCCAUAAAGUGUCCAAGGUAAC